AUCCUACUGGGAUGGAGGGAGAGUGAAUGCAGUAACUAACAAGCUCCCAGGUGGCUCCAGGGCUUCUGUUGUAGCUCUCACUUUGAAUAACAAGCUCUCACUUUAACAACAGGAAGACAAAGAAGUGGGAUCUCUUGGUGGAGAAAUAGCUCUAUAGAAAAGGAGUCUUCAGAGUUCAGUUGUAGGAACUAGCCUGUUCUGACCCAGCAUCUAUUCAACGUACUAAACCUGAAAAUAGGAUUACAAAACAAAUGUCAUUUGAACAGUUUCAUCUGUCAUGGAAAAACGUGAGUCAUUUGUGCAAGCCGUGUGUAAGGAGCUGAUUGAAGACUUCCUGCAAUUUGUUCAGCUUGAUAAAGAUACUUCAGACCCUUUCUGUCUAAAUGAGUUACUAGAUGAAUUAUCAAGAAAACAGAAAGAAGAAUUAUGGCAAAGGCUGAAGAGCUUAUUGACAGAAACAUUAUUAGAAAGCCCAGUGGAUGGAUGGCAGACGGCGGAAGUGCAGGGUGAAGACAGCAUGGAAGUAGAGGAUGGCCCCAAGAUGAAAAAUAGCAUAAAAAUAAUUCAUGCAAUCACAUCUGUGAUUCUUGCUUCUGUAUCUGUAAUAAGUGAAAAUUCGAACUUUGAGGCCCUCUUGGAAUGUGCUGUUAUAUUAAAUGGCAUUUUAUAUGCCUUACCUGAAUCUGAACGAAAACUCCAGAACUCCAUUCAGGAUCUGUGUGUCAGAUGGUGGGAAAAGGGUCUGCCUGCCAAGGAGGACAUGGGGAAGACUGCUUUUAUCAUGCUGCUGAGGAAGAGUCUGGAGACUAAAUCAGGUGCAGAUGUGUGUCGGAUUUGGCGCAUUCAUCAGGCUUUAUAUUGCUUUGAUUAUGAUUUGGAGGAAAGUAGAGACAUUAAAGAUAUGCUGCUUGAAUGCUUCAUAAAUGUCAAUUAUAUCAAGAAAGAAGAGGGAAGAAGAUUUCUUAGCUUUCUCUUCAGUUGGAAUGUAAACUUUAUUAAAAUGAUCCAUGGCACCAUCAAAAACCAGUUACAGGGAUUACAAAAGUCUUUGAUGGUACACAUUGCAGAAAUUUAUUUCAGAGCUUGGAAGAAGACUUCAGGGAAAAUACUGGAGACCAUUGAAAACGAUUGCAUCCAGGACUUCAUGUUCCAUGGCAUCCACCUUCCCAGGAAGUCUCCAGUGCACUCCAAAGUACGGGAGGUGUUGAGUUACUUUCACCAACAGAAAAUUCGACAGGGAGUGGAAGAGAUGCUGUAUCGAUUAUAUAAGCCUAUUCUUUGGAGAGGAUUAAAGGCCAGAAACUCUGAAGUUCGAUCAAACGCUGCAUUGUUAUUUGUUGAAGCAUUUCCUAUUAGAGAUCCAAACUUCAGUGCCAUCGAAAUGGAUAGUGAAAUUCAGAAGCAGUUUGAAGAACUGUAUAGCCUUUUAGAAGACCCUUAUCCUAUGGUCCGUUCUAUAGGCAUUCUUGGUGUUUGUAAAAUAACUUGCAAAUACUGGGAGAUGAUGCCCCCUGCCAUUCUUAUUGACCUCUUGAAGAAAGUAAUCGGGGAGUUGGCAUUUGAUACAAGCUCAGCUGAUGUUCGUUGUUCUGUCUUUAAGUGUCUGCCCAUCAUUUUGGAUAAUAAAAUGAGCCACCCCUUAUUAGAACAACUAUUGCCAGGGCUCAGAUACAGUCUCCAUGAUAAUUCGGAGAAAGUAAGAGUGGCUUUUGUGGAUUUGCUGCUGAAAAUCAAAGCUGCGAGAGCUGCAAAGUUUUGGAAAAUAUGCCCCAUGGAGGACAUUCUAGUUCGUCUGGAAAUGGAUUCUCGACCAGUGUGUCGGCGCUUGGUGAACCUCAUCUUCACCUCUUUCCUGCCUGUGAACCAGCCAGAGGAAGUCUGGUGUGAGCGCUGUGUCACACUGGUCCAGAUGAACCACGCAGCUGCCCGGAAGUUCUACCAGUAUGCCUGUGAAUACACUGCCUGCACCAACAUAGCAAAGCUGAUCCAUGUUAUUCGCCAAUGCUUGAAUGCCUGCAUCCAGAGAGCUGUUCAUGAGCACCAAGAAGCCCAGGAGGAGCAAGAGAAGGAGAACGAGACUGUACUGGACAAAAUGCUGUCAGUGGAUGAUGUUGCCUCUAUGGCAGGAUUGCUAGAAGUCAUUGUGAUUCUCUGGAAGAGCAUCUAUAGAAGUCUGGAAAACAACAAGGAAGCCAAAGUCUUCACCAUUAACAAGUUUGCAUCUGUGCUUCCAGAGUACCUGAAGGUAUUCAAGGAUGAACGCUGCAAGAUCCCUUUGUUUAUACUGAUGUCCUUCAUGCCAGCGUCUGCCGUCCCUCUCUUCAGCUGUGGUGUGAUUUCGGUCUUGAGAAACCAGGAGGAGGGUGUUGCUGGCAGGAGCUACUGUACCUUGUUGGAUUGUCUUUGCUCCUGGGGCCAGGUGGGGCAUAUCCUGGAGCUCAUGGAUGACUGGUUGCCCGAGGAACGGCCCCGAGCCAAGAGUAAUAUGGCAUCUAAGCGUAAAGUGCAAAUCCAUGACACACGUCCAGUAAAACCUGACUUAGCACUGGUUUACAUGGAAUAUUUGUUGACCCAUCCAAAGAAUCGAGAAUGCCUGCUCUCUGCACCCCGGAAGAAACUUAACCAUCUUUUGAAAGCACUUGAGACGUCAAAGGCAGACCUGGAAUCACUUCUGCAGUCUCCAGGUGAGAAGUCCCCUAACUUCAGCCAGGUGUCUGCACUGCGAGCCUUCAGUCUGCACUGCCGAUUGGGCAUCCAUAUUCAGCAUAAGUUCUGCUCAGAAGGGGAGACUCAUCUGUCCAUCUUGGAAGACACUGGGUUUUGGUUAGAAAGCAAAGUUUUACCUCUUAUUCGAGAUCAAGGAGAAGAACAUCUGAAGCUCCAAAGGGAUGCCUACCAGCAGAUUAUCCAGACCUACUUGACUGUAUGUAAAGAUGUUGUCAUGGUUGGCCUUGGAAAUUCGAAGUUUCAAACACAACUUUUACAGCAGAGUCUUGGAGUCAUGCAAGCAGUGAAGGGAUUUUUUUAUGUUUCGUUACUUCUUGGCAUUUUGAAAGAAGUAACUGGGAGUUCCUUGAUUCAGAAAACAGAUUCAGAUGAAGAAGUUACAGCACUGUUUGACAAGGUCCAGGAAGUGUUUCAGAAAAUGCUGGAAUAUAUAGCACGGAGCUUCAGGACACAGCCGGAAGAAGGACUGCGGCUCCUCUAUUCUGUUCAGACCCCUCUUCAUGAAUUUAUAACCACUGUCCAGUCUUGGCAUGAGGACACUCCUGUCCAUCGGGGGAUCCUUUCUACUCUGAUUGCUGCUCCUGUGGUGGAGAUAAGUCACCAGCUGCGGAAGGUUUCUGAUGUGAAAGAGUUGACCGUCCCACAGUGUCUUUCUGACCUUCCGCCAUUUUCAAGGUGUCUGGUAGGAAUAAUAAUAAAGUCACCAAACGUGGUCAGGUCAUUUUUGGAUGAGCUGAAGGCAUGUGUGAGGUCUGGCGAUAUUGAAGGCAUUGUGUGUCUCACAGCUGUUCUUCAUAUUAUUUUGGUUAUUAACACAGGCAAACAUGGGAAUUCAAAGGUGAAGGAGGCUGCAUACACUGUGUACAGGAAGCUGAAGUCAUUCAUGGAGAUUACUCUGGAAGAGGAUAGCAUGGAAAGAUUCCUGUAUGAAUCAUCAAUGCGAACUUUGAGAGAACUUCUGAACUCAUGAGGAGGUCACCAUCUUUGGACAUGUACAAAUGGGGAAGGACUCACAAAAAUGAAAUUUGUGUCCAUUUUCCUGUG
This is a messenger RNA of Dipodomys ordii (Ord's kangaroo rat), 3771 nucleotides long. It is a transcript of the gene Ncapg2, whose product is annotated as non-SMC condensin II complex, subunit G2. Lineage: Eukaryota; Metazoa; Chordata; Mammalia; Rodentia; Heteromyidae. Gene Ontology annotation, biological process: mitotic sister chromatid segregation. Gene Ontology annotation, cellular component: nucleus; condensin complex. Bases 278 to 3697 code for a protein of 1139 amino acids. The transcript is spliced from 28 exons. The record is from RefSeq and is a predicted model, not a curated record.